CUGGAGAUACAGAUGACCCACCAAGAAUUACUCAAAACCCUGUUAUCAACGGGAAUGUAGCCAUGAGUGAUGGGCACAACAACACAGAGGAAGAUAUGGAGGACGGGGAGUAACGGGGCAGUUGAAAGGAACCGUCAGUCACGGGCUGCACCACCAGAAGGACUGCUGUUCAGACCUCCUGCCAAAAGUUCAGCCUCCGUGAGAAACUGCCGCCGUAGUUGAGCGUUCUCUCACAGAGCCGUUUACCCCCUGGCAGCUGGCUGAGGCAAUAUCUGAGGAAGACACGAGUUGGCGCUCCGAGGCGACCUUUCAGUUCACUGUCGAGCGCUUCAGCAGACUGAGUGAGUCGGUCCUUAGCCCUCCGUGUUUUGUGCGAAAUCUGCCAUGGAAGAUUAUGGUGAUGCCACGCUUUUAUCCAGACAGACCACACCAAAAAAGCGUAGGAUUCUUUCUCCAGUGCAAUGCUGAAUCUGAUUCCACGUCGUGGUCCUGCCACGCGCAAGCCGUGCUGAAGAUCAUAAACUACAGAGACGACGAGAAGUCGUUCAGCCGCCGCAUUAGUCACCUGUUCUUCCACAAGGAGAACGACUGGGGGUUUUCCAACUUCAUGGCCUGGAGCGAAGUGACUGAUCCUGAGAAAGGAUUUAUAGAUGAUGACAAAGUUACUUUUGAAGUCUUUGUACAGGCGGAUGCUCCCCAUGGAGUUGCGUGGGAUUCAAAGAAGCACACGGGCUAUGUCGGUUUAAAGAAUCAGGGAGCGACUUGUUACAUGAACAGCCUGCUGCAGACUUUAUUUUUCACAAAUCAACUACGAAAGGCUGUGUACAUGAUGCCAACAGAGGGUGAUGAUUCCUCCAAAAGCGUCCCCUUAGCGUUACAAAGAGUGUUCUACGAAUUACAGCACAGCGAUAAGCCUGUAGGAACAAAAAAGCUAACAAAGUCCUUCGGGUGGGAAACCUUAGAUAGCUUCAUGCAGCACGACGUUCAAGAGCUGUGUCGAGUGUUGCUUGAUAAUGUGGAGAAUAAGAUGAAAGGCACGUGUGUGGAAGGCACCAUACCUAAAUUAUUCAGAGGCAAAAUGGUGUCCUACAUCCAGUGUAAAGAAGUAGACUAUCGAUCUGAUAGAAGAGAAGAUUAUUAUGAUAUCCAGCUAAGUAUAAAAGGAAAGAAAAAUAUAUUUGAAUCAUUUGUGGAUUACGUGGCUGUGGAACAACUAGACGGUGACAAUAAAUACGACGCGGGGGAGCACGGCUUGCAGGAAGCAGAGAAAGGUGUGAAAUUCCUAACUUUGCCACCAGUGUUACAUCUACAGCUGAUGAGAUUUAUGUAUGACCCUCAGACGGACCAAAAUAUCAAGAUCAAUGAUAGGUUUGAAUUCCCAGAACAGUUACCACUCGAUGAAUUUUUGCAAAAAACAGAUCCUAAGGACCCUGCAAAUUAUAUCCUUCAUGCAGUCCUGGUUCACAGUGGAGAUAAUCAUGGUGGACAUUAUGUGGUUUAUCUGAACCCCAAAGGGGAUGGCAAAUGGUGCAAAUUCGACGACGACGUGGUGUCCAGGUGUACGAAGGAGGAGGCCAUCGAACAUAACUACGGGGGCCACGACGACGACCUGUCUGUGCGGCACUGCACCAACGCCUACAUGCUGGUGUACAUCAGGGAGUCCAAGCUCAGUGAGGUUUUACAAGCGGUCACCGACCACGACAUCCCUCAGCAGCUGGUAGAGCGACUCCAGGAGGAGAAAAGGAUUGAGGCGCAGAAGCGGAAGGAGCGGCAGGAAGCCCACCUCUACAUGCAAGUGCAGAUAGUUGCAGAGGACCAGUUUUGUGGCCACCAAGGAAAUGACAUGUACGAUGAAGAAAAAGUGAAAUACACUGUGUUCAAAGUAUUGAAAAACUCCUCCCUGACUGAAUUUGUCCAGAACCUCUCUCAGACCAUGGGAUUUCCACAAGAUCAAAUUCGAUUAUGGCCCAUGCAGGCGAGGAGCAAUGGAACCAAACGGCCCGCCAUGUUGGAUAACGAGGCAGACGGCAACAAGACGAUGAUUGAACUGAGCGAUAAUGAAAAUCCAUGGACGAUAUUCCUGGAGACCGUUGAUCCGGAGCUGGCUGCCAGUGGGGCCACGUUACCCAAGUUUGACAAAGAUCAUGAUGUCAUGCUCUUUUUGAAAAUGUAUGACCCCAAAACACGGAGCUUGAACUACUGUGGGCACAUCUACACACCAAUAUCCUGUAAAAUACGUGACUUGCUCCCGGUUAUGUGUGACAGAGCGGGAUUUAUCCAAGAUACUAGCCUUAUCCUCUAUGAGGAAGUUAAACCGAAUUUAACAGAGAGAAUUCAGGACUACGACGUGUCUCUUGAUAAAGCCCUUGAUGAACUAAUGGAUGGUGACAUUAUAGUCUUCCAGAAGGAUGAUCCUGAAAACGAUAACAGUGAAUUACCCACUGCAAAAGAAUAUUUCCGAGACCUCUACCACCGUGUCGAUGUCAUUUUCUGUGAUAAAACAAUCCCUAAUGAUCCUGGAUUCGUGGUUACAUUAUCAAACCGAAUGAAUUAUUUUCAGGUUGCAAAGACAGUGGCCCAGAGGCUCAACACUGACCCCAUGUUGCUCCAGUUUUUCAAGUCUCAAGGUUACAGGGACGGCCCGGGUAACCCUCUUAGACAUAAUUAUGAAGGGACUUUAAGAGACCUCCUGCAGUUCUUCAAGCCUAGACAACCUAAGAAGCUUUACUAUCAGCAGCUUAAGAUGAAAAUCACAGACUUUGAAAAUAGACGAAGUUUUAAGUGUAUUUGGUUAAACAGCCAGUUUAGGGAAGAGGAAAUAACACUCUAUCCUGAUAAGCAUGGGUGCGUCCGGGACCUGCUGGAAGAAUGUAAAAAGGCUGUUGAGCUCGGGGAGAAGGCGUCAGGGAAACUUAGGCUGCUGGAGAUUGUAAGCUACAAGAUUAUUGGUGUGCACCAGGAAGACGAGCUGUUAGAAUGCUUAUCCCCAGCGACGAGUAGAACGUUCCGAAUCGAGGAAAUCCCUCUGGACCAGGUGGACAUAGACACGGAGAACGAGAUGCUGGUCACCGUGGCGCACUUCCACAAGGAGGUGUUCGGGACGUUUGGUGUUCCGUUUCUGCUGAGGAUACACCAGGGCGAGCACUUCAGAGAAGUCAUGAAGCGGAUUCAGAGUUUGCUGGACAUCCAGGAAAAGGAGUUCGAGAAGUUUAAAUUUGCCAUUGUGAUGAUGGGCCGACACCAGUACAUCAACGAGGAUGAGUAUGAAGUGAACUUGAAAGACUUUGAGCCCCAGCCUGGUAACAUGUCUCACCCUCGGCCUUGGCUAGGGCUCGACCACUUCAACAAAGCCCCAAAGAGGAGUCGCUACACUUACCUGGAAAAGGCCAUUAAAAUCCAUAACUGACUUCCUUACCCAGUGUGUGCAAGGCGAGGGGCCGUGCGUGGGUGUGUGCCCCUUUUUAACAGCCUAGAACUUUGGUCCACGUGCACUCUGUCCGAAGUCUUCAGCAAGAGGGUUUGCUGCUGAUGUUAAUUUUAUUUUGUUGAGGCUGUUCAGUUUGGCUUCUCUGUAUCUAUUGACUGCCCUUUUUGAGCAAAAUGAAGGUGUUUUUAUAAAGCUUGGAUGCCAAUGAGAGUUAUUUUACGGUAACCACAGUGCAAGGCGACCGCCAGCAUAACGGGGGUGGAAGGGGCGAGGGCCGCGAGGCUCUGGCGAGAGGCCUCUGGUGUGUUCCCAGCGGGCGGAGGCCGCCCGGCUGCCUUCCUGGGGUCGCGGUCUCCGGCCCCGCCGCUGGGCUCGCGUGGAGGCUCGUCUGCCCUGUUUCCCUCCGUUCUACUUGCCAUGACCUUCUGUGCAUCUGUAAAGGCAAAACAGAGAAACUCACAACCUAAUAAAUAGUGCUCUUUCCUUCACUGCGUGUACUGUCCCCCUUCCUCGGUCCUCCUCCCGCUGCCUGGGUCUCCGUAAACGUGUCUCAGCCGCCAGCCACCAGCAUUCCGCAGCCGCGCACACUGUGGAGGCGCCGGAUACGGAUGCGGGCCUGGUGGGUGGUCCCGGGUCUUUCUGUUCACUUGGAAACACCGGGCAGAUCGAGGUGUGCUCUGCUGCCCCUCGGCAGGCCUAGCGAGCUCACCGUCCCUGCAAGCAGUGAAGCGGGUGUCAGUAGAAGUUCUCGAAGCGGAACAGACGGAAUGAGACGAGGAGGGCCUUUUAGCAAAGAGGGCAUGCUCACUAGUGGUCAGUAAGCUGUCGACUUUGUAAAAAAGUUAAAAGAAAAAAGAGAAAUGAAAUUGUAUAUUUAAUGAAUGAACAUGUACAAUUCGCCACUGGGAGGAGGUGACUUUGUUGGGUGCAUUUAAGUGACUGUCACUGAUGUUGAUACUCAUUGUGUGUAGUUUUAUCUCAGUCCCAGGCUUGUUUCCUUUUCUUUUGGAGCUAAUGCUGGCUGCGCGUCUAGUUUUGAGUGCAGUAAAAUAGAAUCAGCAGAUCACACUUAUUUUUCAUCCUUUCCAGGAUUUUUGUUUGUUUCUGUAGCAGCAGUGUACACCAACUCUUCCUGUAUAUUGCCUUUUUGCUGGAAAAUGUUGUAUGUUGAAUAAAAUUUUCUAUAAAACCUA
This is a messenger RNA of Lutra lutra (Eurasian river otter), 4620 nucleotides long. RefSeq names its product ubiquitin specific peptidase 7 (gene USP7). Gene Ontology annotation, biological process: protein deubiquitination; regulation of protein stability. The transcript has 31 exons. Gene Ontology annotation, molecular function: cysteine-type endopeptidase activity; cysteine-type deubiquitinase activity; protein binding. The record is from RefSeq and is a predicted model, not a curated record. Gene Ontology annotation, cellular component: nucleus; cytosol. NCBI's taxonomy places the organism in Eukaryota, Metazoa, Chordata, Mammalia, Carnivora, Mustelidae. Bases 395 to 3406 code for a protein of 1003 amino acids.